AUGAGCACGAGGUAAGUCGUACUGAAGGAUUGAAAAAGUUGUGGGUUUUGCUUAAAAUGAUGCAAUAUGGAGACACACACCCCUUUUGUAAGCAGACUUUAUAUUGAGAGGACAUAUGCUCCGAUCUAUAAAUUGUUCGUUUUCGGAAAUAUGGCUCCACGUAUUUUUCAUUAAAUGGACGACUUAGCAUUUUCACAGUUAAAGUGACCAGAAUAAGCUGUUAAGUCAUCAUACUGUAGAAUCUGAAGUCAAAUUAAGUCUCAUAUAUGCACAUCUUGGUGUCAAAACGAUUAUUCUAGUAAAUAUAUCUUAGCUGAAUGCGUCCAUCGGACAUUCCCCGAAAAUAUUACGCUUUUUUAGUGAAAUUUUUAGAAUUUUCCCGGCGGGCUUACCGAUUUUCAUUCACAUUCAGUGAUUUUCACUUGUUGAGAUUCCGCUCACAUUCGAUAAUUCAGUAGUUUGAUUUUCGAGACUAGUUCAUCCGACUGAGUCAUUCGGCUAGGAUAUGUUCGCCCGAGUAUCCAGCUGCCUGCCUACAAAGCUCAUCAUUAGAGUUGUAUGACAAUCUCGCCCUCAUUCUAUAUAAUCUGAAUUGUAUCAAAUUUGCGAUGAUACCCAUGUAAGCACUGAUGAAGUCAAGUCCGGCGAGAAUACAUUUUCAAUUAUUCCUCGUCAGGCUUCUACAAUAAUAUAAGGGGGCUGAGGUAGCGUGGCAAGAUUAGUAACAGCCAAUGAGUGGUAAUUAUGGUGGCGAGGGUCGGGACGCUAAGACCUGUCAGAACCAGGGGUAAUUAUAGUUUAACUCUGUCUGUGGCAUAAGGGAAGAAAGGGAGGGAAUCUGCUAGCAAGUAAUGCUUACGUUUCAUCGCAGUAACACGACGUGGAAGGAGGCGGGCAGCGGGGACUUGAAGUGCCCCGCCAACACUUUAUAGAUGGUUAGCGUCUACCCCGUGGCCGAUUUCAAGUAGGUUGGCCACAAUUGCGCUAGUGAUAGACUUUUGCAUGCCUUGGUCUAGCCAGACAGAAUGACGCCCUCGCAGUCAUCUGGAUAGACGUCUUGCCAUUCUACUAGUAUCAUCUGCCUCCUAGAAACGAGCAAAGACGUGGAUGCACAUUGAAGAAGUCUGGAAGGGCAGCCUAUCUUUACCUUCAAGGCGGAGAUGCGGUAUGCUUGAGAAAUUUAAUCAUAUUUUGGCAACUGGGUACAUGCGCGCGAUAGCGGAGUUUAAGAAACCUUGGUAAAGUUCGCUGACAGGAUCCCCUCAAAACGGCAGUGUGGAACAGUUCCUUCUUUUUAACCGUUGGCAUGUCGAUUUUUGGCGGACGUUCUUCCAUAUAUCUCGUAAGAAACUUACCGGAGAAACCAUUUCCUCUCAGUAUUUUACAUAACAGCGAUUUCUUUGUCCAGCAUAUCCGGAGCGUAUAUCCUCCUAACUCGGUUGGUUAAGCAUCGGUCUAAGCUUUGUGUCUGAUUCAGAGGAACAAAACUGUAGAAAUUUGUAUAUUAACCUGUCCACAUUUUCCUGCGAUAUAUACUUCAAAACGUCCUUAUAAGUAAAACUUUUAGAAGCAAGGGCCACUUUUGCCCCUCUACUUGCAAAGUAAACGGUAAGGCUGGACGACAUUGAUCCACUUUGUCCAGGAGGGUGUCUAAAUAAAAAUUCCCAUUCGCCGUUGCAAAAAUGUCCUCAACACAGAAUACAUAGGACUCGCAGUCCUUUAUGGCUGAACAGAGCCAGUUCCUAUCUAGUUUUCCCAUGAAUAUAUUCGAUGGAAGGGGUUCAAGGGUUGAUCUCUUUGCCACUCUGUCGACCUGGCAGUAAAACUGGCCAUCGGAUCUGAACUAAACAUCUGGUAUGCAGCGAAAGAGCAGCUUCUUUUAGGCUUCAACAGAUAUGCCUAUUAUGAAUUCCUGUUUAAUAAGCUCAUAACAUAGAUGCUAUAUCUUCUCCGCGUGGGGGACAUUACUAAACAGAGGCGAGACAUUUAAGAAUACCAUCGGCUUUCCACUGAGAUUCGUAUUUCUUAUGGAACUGAUGAAUUUAAAUGUGUUAUUGAGACUGUGAAGUGCUAUUUAGGUCAGCCGCUUUAAAAUUGUGUGUAAGGUUAAUUCCAUAUUUCAAAUAAAAGCUGCAUAGAAAGGUCAGAUUUAUGAAUUGUAGGUAAAAAAUACAUUUUUGAGGGAGGCUUGUGUCAAUGGGCUUAGGAGAUAAGAAUUCUUGUUCACGAAGGAAAUCUUCGACUUUCAGUUUCUGAAAACAUGUUGAUCCUUAGCUCGCCUCCCUCUUCUAAACUUAGCCACAUUAGCCAGGAUUGCUUCCAUCUUGUAGGCAUUAACCCGUUUAUUCAUUAACACGUAAUCAAAACGGCUGUCUGGUUUGAUAACGAGUAUUCCCCUGUUCUGGCAUAAUUCCCUAGGCUUCUCAAGAUGAGCUAUCGUGAUAUGCCCGGUACCUGGGGGUUUCGUUCUAAGGUAUAUGAGGCAAUAAUUCACGAGCCGGAGCUUGAAUACUCAGCUUCCUCCGGCGUUGUGGGCACUAAGUCAUGCGUCUGGCUCAGUUUUUCAAAUUGAACUUCUGCAACCAAUCAGAAGUGUUUCAGCCAUUUUGCUCUCCCAGCCGUCGACAAUAUCCUGAAUUUAUUAGCGUAGACCUCGGCUGUGCUUAUAUACGCACAAAAAACAUUUUUUCGUAAUUUAAAAUGCCUCGGAAACGAGUUUUGUACUGAUUUGCGUACAGAUCUACUCUGGAGUCACCCUAUCAAUGAAAAAGAAGUUACCCGAACAAUGGGAACGAAUUCACAACAAAAUAAUUCACGCGCAAAUCACCGUUCCUGUGCCCACCCUGCUGUGGGGCGCACGGUGGCUAUCGUCAGCAACAACAAUCGAACUCUCGUACUGCCAAUGUGGUAGAUCAGGCAGGCGCAUGCGGCCCCCCCCCCGCGACUGUCUACGACCACCACCCAUGACCUGCUUUUCGCCGACGACUGCGCGCUCAACGCCACGACCGACGUGGGUAUGCAACGGAGCAUGGACCACCUCGCCGCCGGGUGCGCCAACUUCGAUCUGACUAUCAAGACGGACAAACGGUGGUCAUACAACAACCGUCACCCGACACGCAACACCGCACUCCUCCUCGAAUCACUGUCGACUGCAACCAACUCAAGACCGUGGACCAUUCUGCUUAUUUCGGGAACACAUUUUCCGGCAGUGUCAGAAUCGACGAUGAAGUGGCUCACCGGAUCUCCAAAGCCCGCGAAGCCUUCGGCUGGCUGCAGAACUCCGUGUGGAAUCGCCGCGACCUCCAACUGAAUACCAAACUGAAGAUGCACAAGACCGUCGUCCUGUCGACGCUUCUCUACGGAGCGGGGACCUGGACCGCCUACUCUAGCCGUGCCAAGAAGCCCAAAUUAUUUCCAUCUCAGCUGCCUUCGCAGAAUACAAAGCUGAGAUGGCAAGACAGGAUCCCCGUCACCGAAGUCCCAAACCGGACCGGCAUCCCUAGCGUUUACAUCAUGUUGAGGCGACAGCAACUACGUUAAAGUGAGGAUGGAAGACACACGAAUACCAAAAAACAUUUCCGUGGUAAUGUCGUCACCGAUGCUCGCCGACCAGGAGGACCAAGACAACGCUACAAGGACACAUUGAAGAAUUUCCUUGUGGGAUUGCGUAUCAAUCCGGAGACGUGGAAGGAUCUCGCCCAGAACAGACCGGCCUAGAGAAGAGAAGUGAAGACUGGAACAGCCAUCUACGAAGCAAACCGGAUCGUCGCCAGAGCCAAAUGGGGAGCUAGCAGAUCACAAGUGUCUCGCUUCCUCAAUGCCAACCAUCCGUCACUGUCAACGCACACUCCGCGCGCGAAUCGGUCUCACUGGACACCUUCAGACCCAAUUCACUAUCAAUCCGACAAUGUCUGCCCCCUCCCCUGCUCUCGUCCCCGCUGCAAACCCCGUAACGACCGUCAGCCCCAUCACCGCCGAUCACAGUGUCUCUGUCCCGUCGCCGCCACCAUCCGCCCGGCCCCAACCCCUGCAUCGCCAUCACCACGACUUCACGUAUUCACGAUGGGACGACGUGUGAUUUCCCAUCACAUUCUACUGUCACCACCAACACUCCCACCUCCAGCGAUAUGGACCCGGUUCAUACCUGCCCCCAUUACGAUCGUACACAAAUCGGCGUGUUCGGUCACUUGAGAAUCUCUCGCACAGAAGCUGGCGAAACAGUGCCUGGAACACCAACCUACACUCGCCUCAUCCGCCUCAACUGCCCCGCUGUCCCCGCACAUUCAGCCACCGCAUGGACUUAUUAGGUCACGUGCGCACUCAUGAAAAUCGGCGGUAGACAUCCGCUGACUAUACCACACUACCGCACUUUCCUCCACUGGCACCCGCACCUAUAAACACCAUCACCCAUCACAAGCACCCACUUGCCUUCCCCCAUGCAAGCGGGAAAUGUGGUACUCGACUCCUUCUCUAUGUUGCUCCUCUGCUGCAUGCGUGAUCCGAGUCUAAACUCAGUCCACGCAGUCAGCCCAGUCGUGUUUGUGUUUGUGUGCAAUGGCGGACUGGUGAGCUGGGAGCUAGGUUGCCACGGCUCCUUCUUAACGUAACCUCUGCCACUAUCACGCAUGCAAGGAGUAUGUUUGCACAUGGGUAAUGCUCCUCAGUCUGAUUGACUACCCUGCCUUUGAAGAGUGAUGGAUCAGGCAAAGUGCGCGUCUGCGUCUCACCUUUCCGGGCCUUAAGGAAUGCAGGUGUCUGCUAUGCCACGAUCAGCAGAUCAUGGCCCUCCCACCCUAUUGUGCUCUGUCAGUUCCGCAGUACCUGAUUCCCCGGCGGCAGAUUCGUCUGCGCUCCCGCCGGGUAUGCAGGUUGUGAGCAUGGUUGCCUAGUCCUCCUCCUCUUUCUGGCCCGUUGUUGGGCUUUUGUUGGUAAAAAUCCUGGUCGAGUGUUUGCUAUGAACCAGGGGGUGGGUGGUACGCCAAGGUGUGGGUCCGGCCGUGUCAGCCACCUGCGCCCUCUCUGGCCUCCAGCCUUCUUUCUAUGCCUUGACACCGGGCCCAGGUUGAGAUGAGCAGAGAGUUCGGUAGAUGCUAUGCAGGUCUACUACAACGUUAAACUAAUUCGCGCACAAGUCACCGUGCUUGCUCUUACCUUGCUGUGAACAGCGUCAGUCCACGCGACUGUCGAACUGUCAUGGUAGAUAGUCAACUGGGUACGGUACUCAAUAGAAAUAAGUAGCAAUUAUAUUUUAAAUUGGUUUUGGGGAAAUGGAACGGCCAGAGAACGAGUUUUCCUCAAUGCAUCCGAGGACGCUAUAAAGAAAUGAACAGAGUCAGGUAGUUCUUAUUUACUUCAGAAAAACUUCCUAGGUUCGUUAUUGAGAAUAUCCUUCUUCGCAAAUAUGAGCAGUUGAAAAGUCGCGUGGGGAUGUGGUUCACAGAUCUAAAGUGAUGACAGGACUUACCACCAGUCAAAUCUCAAGUAUUCCGGCAUGUUGAUCUACGCUUGGCUACUUGACGACGGUAGUUAGACGAAAAUUAUCACACACACUGUCUCUCUUCUAUAUUAGUGAUAUUUUUCAGGAGUUAAAAACUCUCUAGGCUGUAAUAGAGGGGCGCUCGCUGAUCAUGAUACAGAAUUUUCUCGUCCCGUUGGGCCUUGGGGCUCUCUAUCGAGCCCAACCAUCAGUCGCACAGCGGAGCGUAAUAUAGACGGAGAAAAACUACUGGCAAAGACAAGGGAGACUGGAAUGACCAUUUCUGGCCUAUUAAUCGUCAUAAGCCAGCCAUACCAGCCAAAACGGCCAUUCCAGUCUCUCUUGUCUUUGCCGGUAGUGUUUUCCGUCUAUAUUACGCUCCGCUGUGAGGCUCCUGGUUGUGCUCGAGAGAGAGAGCCCUCGCGCACAACGGGACGAAUGAGUUUCGUGGCAUACUCCGUGAGCCCCGCUCUACUAUUGUAUAUUCUCGAUCACAACCGACAAGGCAACGCGUCCAUGGCUCAAUGGUUAGGGACGUUUGACUUCCAACCAACAGAUCACGGAUCGAGCCCCAGGUGUUCCACACCUCGCGGUUGGGUACGACUAGCUAACUUCAGUUAGUAACAGGCCAGAAAUAGACAUUCCAGUCUACCUUGCCUUUUGCGGCUAUGUUAUUCAGCCCUCGAGGCGUUAACAAGGAGGCCUAACGGUAACGCUACAGGCCAGGAGGGGGUGGAUCACUAUCGUCCAAGGGAAAAAAGUGUAGUACUCAAAUGUGCCUACAAUUACUAAACUUUGCCUGUUUUAACUCUUUCCAACCGUUAGAGAAACUUAAUGCGUAUGCUGCUACCUGCUACUUCCUAUCUUCUAGUGUUUGUCCUUGAUGCUAGCCACUUGUUAAAAACAUUCUUAUGUUCUCAUUAACAACAUGCGCUCAAUUAUUAGGAGCAUGGUCCAACCGUUUGCAGACUCAGCAUAUACUAGGAUUCCAACCUGACCUCAGGUGACGGGCCGGGCGGUAAAGGAAGGGUAGAUACGCAGUAGCAUCAACAUAAGCCUACUGCAAACUGUUGUAACUCCGAUGGCGCGCGGACAUUUAUCGAGAAAUCGCAGCAUUUAAAUCUCCAAAGGCAAAUCGAACCAUUCGCGAAAUAAAAUCACUAAUCACAGAUGCGAAAAUUGCUUCAUUGAAGUUCUAGCCUUUGGAAAUUGCGCUCGAUGUUCUGUCAGUCAGAGAUAUCGCAUUUUUUAGGCACAUCUAUCUUUUAAAAGACGCGUAAAAGAAUCCCGACCAUAUAUGACCUAUAAACCAGUAGGUCCACAAUGAAUAACAAUAAUCACUGGAAGGCUAUCCUUACAUCAAGAGCAUGUGGACGAAUGGGUUUCGGACAACAGUCCUCCGUAAAACCUAGCCGGAGCGUCAAGGACAUCUGCGAUUUUCUGACCAGCACCUAAAAGUCGAAGCACGUAGGUCUGUCCCCUUUAGCACCAACUGAGGCUUUGGUUUAGUUAGUUACUUAACACUUCUUAGUCCAUUUUUUGGUCGGAUGUGGUUAUUUGACCCCAACUGAAGUAAAGAAACCCUAGUCACCUCUAAUACGGGACUGGUGGUAAUAGGGGUUUUUACAGCUGGAGCCGGGGAACGCACAAGCGGCGAGUUCAAGUAGUUGUAUGCAAAAUAAAAGCUAUUGAAAAUGCGCGGUUGUACUUUGAGUGGUUGAGAAAUAGUUCCUCUAACCCCUAACUACAACCCCUAAUCCUAACCUCUGACCAUAGCUCCCAACCUCUAACCAUAACCCCUAACCCUAACCUUUUACCCCAACCCCAACAUUCUCGUGUCCAUCAGGUGGGACUACCAAACCGCAUCUUACCAGUUUUUUAAGCACGAGUCCUCGAUUAUUCGUCUUGAGUUCUAGACAACAAAAUACUCCAAGGUAGGGCAGCGAAUGAUGCAAAAGAGCCACCGAACCACAACUCCUCCCGUGUUUUCAAAUGUCUACAUAUCCUCAGUCCUCCCUCUUGUCACUCUUGAUCAUGGGAUGUUAUUCAUCGUUUUCUUUCCUGCCUUGACUGUGUAGGUCAGAUAGUGAAGUGAAAAACGUGCGUUUGCCGACUCUUAUUUCGUUGAAUUUUGAAAUCAUUUAUCUGAAAUCCACUAAAGUCUAAGUUAUCCACCUCCGGCACCAUUUACUGCCUAAAGGCAACCAAGCAUUGAGGCAGCGGAGGACCCUACGAUAGCCCAGGAACGCUUUGCCAGGGUACACAAUCCGCCCAAGGUCUACCCUACGGGAUACACGAAACAGGAAAUGGCUGACCCACUGCCCUACUACACGGUUGGCGGGGCAGGCACUGACUACCCGCUGGAAUAUCCGCCUGCCAAGAAAGUGCGCCAGCUUCCCCAGUACCUUACUGCGCCGCACCUGGUCCCCCGCUGGCGUAAGGUGAGCCCUACCCUUCAGUCACCCCUGAUCAACGACCCAGAGACAACUCGUCUCUACAAUGAACUGGGUCUCUUCUCCAGCAGCCGCAUCUUCGGAUUCUCGGGCUUAAAUCCGGCAAUCUACAAACGUGGCGUGACACACAAUGAUUUCUCUAUAUUUCCCCAUCUAAACCCCUUUUCUCAUCCGCAAAAUUAG
This is a messenger RNA of Spirometra erinaceieuropaei, 8112 nucleotides long. Lineage: Eukaryota; Metazoa; Platyhelminthes; Cestoda; Diphyllobothriidea; Diphyllobothriidae. The record is from the annotation of a GenBank genome assembly.